Messenger RNA from Ixodes scapularis (black-legged tick), 810 nucleotides. RefSeq names its product indolethylamine N-methyltransferase-like. The record is from RefSeq and is a predicted model, not a curated record. Gene Ontology annotation, cellular component: cytosol. Bases 1 to 810 code for a protein of 269 amino acids. The transcript has 4 exons. NCBI's taxonomy places the organism in Eukaryota, Metazoa, Arthropoda, Arachnida, Ixodida, Ixodidae. Gene Ontology annotation, molecular function: N-methyltransferase activity.
AUGCAAAUGAAACUAAACAUGAGUUCCACUUGGCACAAGUUGGAUAUCGUGUCAUCCCCAGCACUGAGGGAUUCUUACAAAGAACAAUUUCGUGCACGGACAUAUCUCGACAGUCAUUUCGCUGGAAAAGUUUCUCCUUCCCAAGUAGAAAAAACACAUCGUUUUCUUCAAUCUGAUCUGAUUCAGGGCGAGACCGUGUUGGAUGUGGGCACUGGUCCGAUGAUUCUUAACUCGCUCAUGAUGUCAAGUCGAUUCAAGCACAUCGUGUUGAGCGACUUGGUGGGAGACAACAGGCUGGAACUCAACAAGUGGAUUAACAGGGAUCCAGAUGCCAUUUACUUGACCCCCUUUGCAGAGCAGAUUGCUGCCAUUGAAGGCUAUGGCGACACCAAGAAAGGGGCGAUGGAAAUACUUGAGCGCACACGCUCGGCCAUCCGCAAAGUGGUACCCUGCGAUGUUCUGGAGCCCGGAGUGCUCCCCGUGGAACACAAUGAAACCUUUGACGUAGUUCUUUCCUCCGGAUGCCUGGAUGUGGCUACAGCAGAGCACGAGUCAUAUCGAAGGGCGGUUUGCAAUGUGGCAACCCUAGUCAAACCUGGCGGUCUGCUUGUCAUGUUCGGAAUAGGUGGUGUAAAAGUAUUUCCUGUGGGAAACGCUAAUUUUACUCUUGCGAACCUCACCGAAAAUGUAGUGAAAGAAGCCGUGAGAGAUGCUGGCCUCCAAAUGGAACUAUACCUACCCAAACAAAUUGGGUGUUUAGCGGGAAGUUCAGACGCAUUUAUGUUUAGGCUGGUGGCACGUAAAGCCUGA